Messenger RNA from Candidula unifasciata, 514 nucleotides. NCBI's taxonomy places the organism in Eukaryota, Metazoa, Mollusca, Gastropoda, Stylommatophora, Geomitridae. The record is from the annotation of a GenBank genome assembly.
AUGAUCUUUGCUGACCGCUCAUCGGUGAGGUCAUGCAGGACACCCACCAGAGAUGAAUCUCAGACUGGACUGAUCUCAGAUGUGGCUGGUCCAAGCAACGACACUGCAUGGGAAACGGACACAAAAACAGAACCACAGAAUAAGCCCCGCCUCCACUGGGAGGAGGGGCUUGAAGAUCAGCAGGUACCAACCAAUCAAACAGAACAUGUACACGUGUGGGACGACACAAUGUGUGGGGCAUCAAAUAAUGAACCACCCAAACACUUUGUUCGUUCUCAAAGCACGCCUAUCAGAAAGACAAAAGCAACUGAUGACGCGCCAGAAGACAUGCGUGUAUUGCUCAAUGUAGGUGGAGUUAGGCAUGAAACGCAUGUCAGUACGCUGAAGAACGUUCCAGACUCCAGACUUUCCAGACUUGCUGAUGUACACAUAUCUAGUGGGCGUGGAAAACAGGAGUACUUUUUUGACAGACACCCAGCAGUAUUCAACUCAAUCAUUGAUUUUUAUAGAACAG